UUCGUUUUUCUUAUUUCAUUUUUAGAUAUGAACAAGGGUUCACCUAUUGAUUAUAAAAGUGGUUCGGCUUGUUCGACACCCACCAAGGAUACGUUAAAAGGUUACGAACGUUCGGCUAAUAAUUGUUUGGGUCCAGUGCUUCCGCCCCGCAGUGUUAUGAGCGGCAUACCUCCCCAUCAUUAUUCGGCACCCAUGAAUUUUCGCAAAGAUUUAGCUGCACGCUGUUCGGCUAAAUGUGUGGCCAUUGUAGCGGUAUCGGUAUUUGUGGCCAUGUGUGUUUUGUUAAUAUUUUUAACAGGAUUUGGUGUUCUUCAUUGGUCUCCCUCUGCCCCCUGUACAGUUCUAGUCGGCAAUGAGGCCUCUGAGGUAACCGCCGCCAAAAGUACUAAUACCGAUCUCUCAAAAUUGCACAAUUCCUCGUUACGCUCAAAAACCGGACAAUCCACCGUGGUAACAACGGCCACCUCUUCGCUGUCUUCUUCACAGGCGGCAGCUUCUUCAUCAGCAUUUCAGUCGACCUCGGCUUCUUCAGUGGCUGUGGGUGGUGGUUCAGCGGUGGCUACUUCAUUGUCAUCGUCCUCCUCUUCGAUAUCGUUGUCUUCAUCGACUUCGCUGUCAUCACCAUUGGCAAAUGCCAAUAAUGGAGUUCAUUCGAGAAUUUCAUUUCACAAAUGGAAUGUUCAGGAUCGACCGAAAAUUGGUAAACGCUUUAAACGCAGUUUGUUGGAGGAACAAAAUUUUAAUCUUAAAAUUAAUGAUGAAAAGAUAAUGACAACAACAGAUAAUGAAGUAAAUUUACAACAGCAAACUACCAACUCUAUUAGUGACAAUGAUGUUAAACAAGAUAAAGAAGUUUUAAAGGUAAAUCCAUGGCAUAAAGAAGAAGAGGGUUCUUUGGUAAAAAGUAAUUAUGAUGAGUUUGAAAACUUAGCAACUACAACAGCUGAAAGUUUUGCCUCCACCACCAAAGGAUUUUUUGAAUAUGAAGACACUUCUACUUUAAAGGUAGAUAAAUUUACAACAACAAUAACAUCUUUAGAACAUAACGAAGAUGUUAAUGAUGAUGAUAAAGAUGAAAAGGAUGAUAAAACUUUAAAAAUCAAUAACAUAUUAAAACGUAAUCAAAGCAAUAAACAUAAUGUUAAUAAAGAACAAGAGAUGCCAAAGCCAAAUAAGGAAAAUGUUGCCACUCCAGCUGUUUUUACUUUAGAGAAAGUGGAAAAAGAGUUAGAUGAUUUGGAAACCACUACAAAAAUGUAUACAAUAUUUGAAAAUUAUAAUUAUGAUGAAGAAGAAGAUUUUCUAUUAGCUUUAGAAAAAAACCAUAAAAAUUCAUUAAAAACUUUAACUAAUGACAACGAAAUGAUAUCCAACGAUACUAUACUCCCAGCUUUGGUGAUAGAGUAUGAAAAUGACAAGCAAAAUGUCAACAAACAAGAGCUAAAUAAUAAAUCUCUAUAUAAUGACAAUAAACAUCAUAAUAAUGAUAAUAAUAAAAAUAAAAAUGAUUAUGAGAAAAAAGACCAGAAUACUUUACAAAUCAAUGAUUUUAAGUUAAAAGAAAAUUAUGAUGAAAUAACUGUUAAAGGAUCUAAUUUAAAAGACAUUUAUGAUGACAGUCAUUUAUUUCUUAAAUAUCAAGAAAAAAAUCCUUAUAACCAAGAAAUGGAGAAAAAUCCAGAUGAAGAAGAAUCUUGGGAAAAUUUAAUGUUAAAUGAUGGUUUAAUGCUACAGCAACAACAACUACAAUUUGAGGAAAUAAAUUAUAAUCAUAAUUUAGAUGAUAUAGAUAUAGUUAAACUAGAACAAACUCAUUCCAAUGAGGAAGAACUAUAUAAGACCAUUAAUAAUACAAAUAAGUCCAAAGAAAAACAAAAAGUUAAGAAAAAAUUUCAAUUAAAUACUGCACAAUAUGAUAAACAACAAAAUGAAGUAAUACGCAAUGAAGAAGCAGAAUUAAUACUUAAUAAUCCUUUAUAUGAAAAACCUAUAACCUCAGCACCUCCCUCAACUAAUAGUCAACAACAGCAACAAAAUCAAAUUCCAGAACAUAAAAUGCAUAUAAAAAAUGAUAAUCAACAAGAUAAGCAUAUAAUAGUUAAUCUUACUAUAGCUUCUAAUGAUGGUUCUGGAAAUGUUUAUACUUUACAUGUUGAUAUACCGGCCUUUGAUCAAAAGGGUCAAGUACAAAAUAUGCAACAGAUAUUGAUUCAUGAGAAAUUAAAUAAAAAACAAGAAGAAUUGCAAGAUGUUAAGGAAAAAGAAAAUGAAAAACCUCCCCCACCAAUAACAACAACUGCACAAUCUCUGCCAGAAUCUUUUAAAUUUAGUCCUUAUUGUAUACCAGAACCACCGCCUCCCAUACCAGAAUGUCCCUGUGCUUGUGGUUUAUAUGGGGAAAUCACAACAAGUUCCACAACUUUAGACAAUGAAUCUGACGACCUAGAACUAGACUCUACUAAAGACGACUGGUUCUCUUCUUCUACUACUACUACCACCUCUACUGAAACUUCAUCAACUAUAACUAAUAUUUACACUAAUGAGAAUGCUAGUGAUGACACAUUUAUCGAUAAUAACAAUAAUAGUGAUGUUGCUACUACCACUGCCAGCUCUAAUAUGCUAGAUUUUGUUAAUGAUAAUGAUUUUGUCACUAAUAAUACUAUUGUGAAUGUUUUAAAUGAAACUAAUGAUAAUGGUGAAAAGUUUGCAUGUCCCGAUGUUAUGCCUAUUCUAAUACUUGAAGGUGCCCGUACAUUCCCUGCCCGUAGUUUUCCACCAGAUGGUACAACUUUUGGUCAAAUUACUUUAGGACAAAAGUUAACCAAAGAAAUACAACCCUACAGUUAUUGGAAUAUGCAAUUCUAUCAAUCGGAACCGGCCUAUGUGAAAUUCGAUUAUACCAUACCGAGAGGAGCUUCAAUAGGUGUUUAUGGUCGACGCAAUGCUUUACCCACACAUACACAAUAUCAUUUUAAAGAGGUUUUAAGUGGUUUUAGUGCCAGUACCAGAUCUACAAGAGCGGCUCAUCAAUCGAUAACACGUGAAGUUACCCGUUAUAUGGAACCGGGUCAUUGGUUUGUUUCCCUCUACAAUGAUGAUGGUGAUGUUCAAGAAAUCACUUUUUAUGCCACUAUUGCCGAAGAUAUGACACAAAAUUGCCCGAAUGGUUGUUCGGGUAAUGGGCAAUGUUUACUAGGACAUUGUCAAUGUAAUCCCGGUUUUGGUGGUGAUGAUUGUAGUGAAAGUGUUUGUCCCGUUUUAUGUUCUCAACAUGGUGAAUAUAUUAAUGGUGAAUGUAUAUGUAAUCCAGGAUGGAAGGGUAAAGAAUGUUCGCUACGUCAUGAUGAAUGUGAAGUGGCCGAUUGUAAUGGUCAUGGUCAUUGUGUUAGUGGAAAAUGUCAAUGUAUGCGUGGUUAUAAGGGAAAAUUCUGUGAAGAAGUUGAUUGUCCACAUCCCACCUGUUCCGGUCAUGGUUUCUGUGCCGAAGGUACUUGUAUCUGUAAAAAAGGAUGGAAAGGACCCGAUUGUGCUACAAUGGAUCAAGAUGCCCUACAAUGUUUACCCGAUUGUUCUGGACAUGGUACAUUCGAUUUAGAUUCACAAACCUGUAGCUGUGAAUCAAAAUGGAGUGGCGAUGAUUGUUCCAAGGAACUUUGUGAUCUAGAUUGUGGUCAACAUGGUCGUUGUGUGGGUGAUGCCUGUACCUGUGACGAAGGCUGGGGUGGUGAAUAUUGUAAUACAAAACUAUGCGAUUCACGUUGCAACGAACAUGGUCAGUGUAAAAAUGGUACUUGUUUGUGUGUUACCGGUUGGAAUGGUAAACACUGUACCAUAGAAGGUUGUCCCAAUUCUUGUUCUGGUCAUGGUCAAUGUCGUGUUAGCGGUGAAGGUCAAUGGGAAUGUCGCUGCUAUGAAGGUUGGGAUGGUGCCGAUUGUGGUAUCGCUUUGGAAUUGAAUUGUGGUGAUAGUAAAGAUAAUGAUAAGGAUGGCUUAGUGGACUGUGAAGAUCCCGAGUGUUGUGCCAGUCAUGUUUGUAAAACUUCUCAAUUAUGUGUCUCGGCACCCAAACCCAUAGAUGUUUUAUUGCGCAAACAACCUCCGGCUAUUACUGCUUCAUUCUUUGAACGCAUGAAAUUCUUAAUAGAUGAAAGUAGUUUACAAAAUUAUGCCAAAUUAGAAACGUUUAAUGAGAGCAUUUUUUGGAAUUAUUUCAAUGCAAGCCGUUCUGCUGUUAUACGAGGCCGUGUGGUUACUUCCCUAGGUAUGGGUUUAGUGGGCGUACGUGUCUCUACUACUACUUUAUUGGAGGGCUUUACCUUAACCCGUGAUGAUGGCUGGUUUGAUUUAAUGGUUAAUGGUGGUGGUGCUGUGACUUUACAAUUUGGUCGUUCUCCCUUCCGGCCUCAAUCGCGUAUUGUUCAAGUUCCCUGGAAUGAGGUUAUUAUCAUAGACACUGUCAUUAUGUCCAUGUCGGAGGAGAAAAGUGUGGCCUCUACUACUCAUACCUGUUUUUCUCAUGAUUAUGAUCUUAUGAAACCGGUGGUGUUGGCCUCUUGGAAACAUGGUUUCCAGGGUGCCUGUCCCGAUCGCAGUGCCAUUUUAGCAGAAUCUCAAGUUAUUCAAGAAAGUCUACAAAUCCCCGGCACCGGUUUGAAUUUAGUUUAUCAUUCCUCUCGUGCUGCUGGUUAUCUUUCUACCAUUAAGUUGCAGUUAACUCCGGAAUCGAUACCCACCACCUUACAUUUGAUACAUUUACGUAUUACCAUUGAAGGUAUAUUGUUUGAGCGUAUUUUUGAGGCUGAUCCUGGCAUUAAGUUUACCUAUGCCUGGAAUAGAUUGAAUAUAUAUCGCCAACGUGUGUAUGGUGUUACCACAGCCGUGGUAAAAGUGGGUUAUCAAUAUACCGACUGCAAAGAUAUAAUUUGGGAUAUUCAAACCACCAAGUUGUCGGGUCAUGAUAUGUCUAUAUCCGAGGUAGGAGGCUGGAAUUUGGAUAUACAUCAUCGCUAUAACUUCCAUGAGGGUAUAUUGCAAAAGGGUGAUGGUUCUAAUAUAUACUUGAAGAAUAAACCUAGAGUUAUUCUAACCACCAUGGGUGAUGGUCAUCAGAGGCCUUUGGAGUGUAUGGAUUGUGAAGGCAUGUCUUUGAAACAAAGACUAUUAGCUCCUGUAGCAUUAGCUGCCUCCCCCGAUGGCAGUUUAUAUGUGGGUGAUUUCAAUUAUAUACGUCGCAUUAUGACAGAUGGUACUGUACGCACAGUGGUCAAACUUAAUGCCACACGCGUUAGCUAUCGUUAUCAUAUGGCUUUGAGUCCUUUGGAUGGCACUUUAUACAUCUCAGAUCCCGAAUCACAUCAAAUUAUACGUGUGCGUGACACUAAUGAUUUCUCUCAACCUGAAAAGAAUUGGGAACCUAUUGUUGGUUCCGGAGAACGUUGUUUACCUGGCGAUGAAGCUCAUUGUGGUGAUGGUGCCUUGGCUAAAGAUGCCAAAUUGGCUUAUCCUAAGGGAAUUGCUAUAUCUAGUGAUAAUAUCUUGUAUUUUGCGGAUGGCACCAACAUACGUAUGGUAGAUAGAGAUGGUAUAGUUAGCACCUUAAUAGGCAAUCAUAUGCAUAAGUCACACUGGAAACCUAUACCCUGUGAGGGUACCUUAAAGCUGGAAGAAAUGCAUUUACGUUGGCCCACUGAAUUGGCCGUCAGUCCUUUGGAUAAUACUCUACAUAUCAUAGAUGAUCAUAUGAUUUUGCGUAUGACUCCUGAUGGUCGAGUUCGAGUGAUUUCGGGACGUCCUUUGCACUGCGCUACAUCCUCUUCGGUAUACGACUCAGAUCUAGCUACCCAUGCUACCCUGGUAAUGCCUCAAUCUAUAGCUUUUGGUCCUCUGGGUGAGCUGUAUGUGGCAGAAAGUGAUUCUCAACGUAUUAAUCGUGUCCGUGUUAUAGGCACCAAUGGCCGUAUUUCCGCCUUUGCUGGAGCCGAAUCGAAAUGCAAUUGUUUAGAACGUGGAUGUGAUUGUUUUGAGGCUGAUCAUUAUCUAGCCACCAGUGCCAAGUUUAAUACCAUUGCUGCUUUAGCUGUUACACCUGAUGGUCAUGUCCAUAUAGCCGAUCAAGCCAAUUAUCGCAUACGUUCGGUUAUGUCCAGCAUACCCGAGGCCAGCAUGUCCCGUGAAUAUGAAAUAUAUGCUCCUGAUAUGCAAGAAAUCUAUAUAUUCAAUCGUUUUGGUCAACAUGUCAUGACCAAGAACAUCUUAACCGGUGAGACUACUUAUGUCUUUACCUAUAAUGUCAACACCUCUAAUGGAAAAUUGAGUACAGUGACCGAUGCUGCUGGUAAUAAGGUAUUCCUGUUGCGUGAUUACACCUCCCAAGUUAACUCCAUAGAAAACACUAAAGGUCAGAAAUGCCGUUUGAGAAUGACUCGUAUGAAAAUGUUGCAUGAGUUGAAUACCCCCGAUAACUACAAUGUCACUUUUGAGUAUCACGGACCCACCGGUUUGCUGAAAACUAAAUUAGAUUCUACCGGUCGUUCCUAUGUUUACAACUAUGAUGAAUUUGGUCGUUUAACUUCGGCAGUUACUCCUACUGGUCGUGUUAUUGAUUUGGCUUUCGAUUUAAGUAUUAAGGGAGCUCAAGUCAAAGUUUCGGAAAAUGCCCAAAAAGAAAUCUCCAUGUUAAUACAAGGCUCUUCAGUGGUAGUGCGCAAUGGUGAGGCUGAAUCCAAGACCAUGGUAGAAAUGGAUGGUUCUACUACCAGUUUAACUCCUUGGGGUCAUUUGCUGCAAAUGGAGGUGGUUCCCUAUCCAAUAUUGGCUGAAAUUUCUCCUAUAAUAGGAGAAUCCUAUCCAGUGCCCGCUAAGCAACGUACUGAAAUCUCUGGUGAUUUGGCUAAUCGUUUCGAAUGGCGUUAUUUCGUUAGAAGACUGCAACAAGGCAAACAGAAUAAGGGUCCCAGAUCUGUGACACAAGUGGGACGUAAAUUACGUGUCAAUGGUGAUAAUGUUUUGACUUUAGAAUAUGAUCGUGAUACACAAUCUAUAGUGGUAAUGGUAGAUGAUAAACAAGAAUUGCUGAAUGUAACCUAUGAUCGUACCUCACGCCCUGUAAGCUUCCGUCCUCAGUCUGGGGAUUAUGCCGAUGUUGAUUUGGAAUAUGAUCGUUUUGGUCGUUUGGUUACCUGGAAAUGGGGUAAUCUACAAGAAGCCUAUACAUUUGAUCGUAAUGGCCGUUUGAAUGAGAUUAAAUAUGGUGAUGGCUCCUCUAUGGUUUAUGCUUUUAAGGACAAUUAUGGUUCUUUGCCUUUGAAGGUGACAACACCCAGAAGAUCUGAUUAUCUAUUGCAAUAUGAUGAUGCAGGCGCCUUACAAAGUCUAACAACCCCCAGAGGUCAUAUUCAUUCAUUUUCGCUGCAGACGUCAUUGGGUUUCUUUAAAUACCAAUAUUUCUCACCCAUUAAUCGUCAUCCCUUUGAAAUACUCUACAAUGAUGAAGGUCAAAUCUUGGCUAAAAUACAUCCUCAUCAAUCGGGCAAGGUUGCUUUCGUGCACGACAACUCAGGACGUUUGGAAACUAUAUUAGCUGGUUUGUCUAGCACUCAUUACACUUAUCAAGAAACCACCAGUUUGGUAAAAUCCGUAGAAGUUCAAGAACCUGGUUUUGAAUUACGCCGCGAAUUUAAAUAUCAUGCUGGUAUCUUAAAAGAUGAAAAAUUACGUUUUGGCUCCAAGAACUCUUUAGCCUCCGCUCACUACAAAUAUGCUUAUGAUGGUAAUGCCCGUUUAACGGGAGUUGAAAUGUCUAUAGAUGAUAAAGAAAUGCCCACUACACGCUACAAGUUUAGUCAAAAUCUAGGCCAACUAGAGGUGGUACAAGAUUUGAAAAUUACACGCAAUGCUUUCAAUCGUACCGUCAUACAAGAUUCCUCUAAACAAUUCUUUACCAUUAUCGAUUAUGAUCAACAUGGUCGCGUUAAGAGUGUUUUAAUGAAUAUCAAAAGUUUUGAUGUUUUCCGUUUGGAAUUGGAUUAUGAUCUACGCAAUCGUAUUAAGUCACAGAAAACAACAUUUGGUCGUUCAACGGCUUUUGAUAAAAUCAACUAUAAUGCUGAUGGUCAUGUGAUUGAGGUUUUGGGUACUAAUAACUGGAAGUACCUUUAUGAUGAAAAUGGCAAUACUGUAGGUGUAGUGGAUCAAGGUGAAAAGAUCAAUUUGGGUUAUGAUAUAGGUGAUCGUGUGAGUCAAGUGGGUGAUAUAGAAUUUAAUAACUAUGAUGCUAGAGGUUUUGUGGUCAGAAGAGGAGAACAGAAAUAUCGUUAUAACAAUCGUGGCCAGUUGAUUCAUGCCUUUGAACGUGAACGUUUCCAGACUUGGUAUUACUAUGAUGAUCGCAGCCGUUUAGUGGCCUGGCAUGAUAGCAAGGGUAAUGUUACUCAAUAUUAUUAUGGUAAUCCCCGAUCACCUUUGCUGCUAACACAUAUGCAUUAUCCCAAAACGGGCAAAACAUUGAGAUUCCACUAUGAUGAUCGUGAUAUGUUAAUGGCGGUAGAAACAGCUGAACAGAGAUAUUAUGUUGCUACCGAUCAAAAUGGUUCUCCCUUAGCCUAUUUCGAUAUGAAUGGUGCUAUUCUGAAAGAAAUGAAACGUACACCUUUUGGCCGUAUUAUUAAGGAUACCAAUCCUGAUUUCUUUAUACCCAUAGACUUCCAUGGUGGUUUGCUGGAUCCUCAUACCAAAUUGGUGUAUACCGAAGGACGUUUAUAUGAUCCUACAGUAGGUCAAUGGAUGACUCCUUUAUGGGAGACUUUGGCUACCGAAAUGUCUCAUCCUACCGAUGUUUUUAUCUAUCGUUAUCACAAUAAUGAUCCUGUUAAUCCUAGUAAACAGCAAAAUUACAUGAUUGAAUUGGAGUCUUGGCUGCAAUUGUUUGGUUAUGAUUUGAGCAACAUGCAAAGUUCCAAAUACACUAAAGCUUUGCAGUAUAAUCCUCAGGCCUCUAUUAAAUCACAAACUUUGGCUCCUGAUUUUGGUGUUAUAUCAGGUUUGGAAUGUAUAGUGGAGAAAACUAAUGAAAAGUUUAGUGAUUUUGAUUUUGUGCCCAAACCUUUGCUAAAAAUGGAACCCAAAAUGCGUAAUCUUUUGCCAAGAGUUUCCUACCGAAGAGCGGUAUUUGGUGAGGGAGUUUUGCUAUCACGCAUAGGUGGUAGAGCCUUGGUUAGUGUGGUAGAUGGUUCCAAUAGUGUAGUACAGGAUGUGGUAUCCUCAGUCUUCAAUAAUUCCUAUUUCUUGGAUCUACACUUUAGCAUACAUGAUCAGGAUGUAUUCUAUUUUGUCAAAGAUAAUGUUUUAAAAUUGAGAGAUGACAAUGAAGAACUAAGAAGAUUGGGCGGCAUGUUUAACAUAUCAACUCAUGAGAUUACCGAUCAUGGUGGUUCAGCAGCCAAAGAAUUAAGAUUACAUGGACCCGAUGCUGUGGUUAUCAUUAAGUAUGGUGUAGAUCCUGAACAAGAAAGACAUCGUAUUUUAAAACAUGCUCAUAAAAGAGCAGUAGAAAGAGCCUGGGAAUUGGAAAAACAAUUAGUAGCAGCCGGUUUCCAGGGUAGAGGAGACUGGACCGAAGAAGAAAAAGAAGAAUUAGUAUCACAUGGUGAUGUCGAUGGUUGGAUUGGUGUAGAUAUUCAUAGUAUAUAUAAAUAUCCACAAUUAGCCGAUGAUCCAGGUAAUGUGGCCUUUCAAAGAGAUGCUAAACGUAAGAGAAGAAAGAUUGGACAAAAUCAUCGUACGGUUAAAAGCCGUAGACAACAGAGAUUAAAAGAUAUGUCAGCGUGAAAUCAAGCUAUUUAUGAAUCAAUACAAAAUGACAACGAUUUACUACGACAACAACAACAACAUCAACAACAAACACAACAAUAUAAACUUUACGAAAUCUGGCCAGCAGACAAAGACGAAAAUACAAACGAAGAGGAAGAUGUUAAAGAAGAAUACGAUUCCGAUUACGAAUACGAAAGUAAUAACCCUAGAAAAGACUUGGUAAGCAACUCAACCGAAGAUGACUUGUAUUAUUAAAUAAGCUUAAAAACAUACACUGAGAAAAAAAAACAUUAAAUAAAAUUGAAUAAUUAACUUUUUAAAUAAGAAAUUAUAAAACAAAAACUUCAUAAGCAAAAA
Lucilia cuprina (Australian sheep blowfly) is the source of this 10164-nucleotide messenger RNA. It is a transcript of the gene Ten-m, whose product is annotated as teneurin-m. Gene Ontology annotation, biological process: motor neuron axon guidance. The transcript is spliced from 9 exons. Bases 28 to 9825 code for a protein of 3265 amino acids. The record is from RefSeq and is a predicted model, not a curated record. NCBI's taxonomy places the organism in Eukaryota, Metazoa, Arthropoda, Insecta, Diptera, Calliphoridae.